Molecule: messenger RNA, 2534 nt
Organism: Phodopus roborovskii (desert hamster)
Lineage: Eukaryota; Metazoa; Chordata; Mammalia; Rodentia; Cricetidae
Gene: Idh3a
Product: isocitrate dehydrogenase (NAD(+)) 3 catalytic subunit alpha
Exons: 11
Coding region: 54-1202 (382 amino acids)
Biological process (GO): tricarboxylic acid cycle; isocitrate metabolic process
Cellular component (GO): mitochondrion
Molecular function (GO): isocitrate dehydrogenase (NAD+) activity; NAD binding; magnesium ion binding
Source: RefSeq, a predicted model, not a curated record
GGGCCUCGGGGCGGGGCCGUGCGGGGCGGGCUUCGGGGGCGCCGGCUACGCGCAUGCGUCCUGGUGUUGCCGCUGUCGCCGCGGUGAGGGAAGUGGACGCGAUGGCCGGGUCCGCGUGGGUGUCCAAGGUCUCUCGGCUGCUGGGUGCUUUCCACAAUACAAAACAGGUGACAAGAGGUUUUGCUGGUGGUGUUCAGACAGUAACUUUAAUUCCAGGAGAUGGAAUUGGCCCAGAAAUCUCCGCCUCAGUUAUGAAGAUUUUUGAUGCUGCCAAAGCCCCUAUUCAAUGGGAGGAGCGGAAUGUUACGGCCAUUCAAGGACCAGGAGGAAAGUGGAUGAUCCCUCCAGAAGCCAAAGAGUCCAUGGAUAAGAACAAGAUGGGCUUGAAAGGCCCACUAAAGACCCCCAUAGCAGCUGGCCAUCCAUCUAUGAAUCUAUUGCUCCGUAAGACAUUUGACCUUUAUGCCAAUGUCCGGCCAUGUGUCUCAAUUGAAGGUUAUAAAACUCCUUACACGGAUGUAAAUAUUGUGACCAUCCGAGAGAACACAGAAGGGGAAUACAGUGGAAUUGAGCAUGUGAUCGUUGAUGGAGUUGUCCAGAGCAUCAAGCUCAUUACGGAAGAGGCGAGCAAGCGCAUUGCUGAGUUUGCCUUCGAGUACGCUAGGAACAACCACCGAAGCAACGUCACAGCUGUGCACAAAGCCAACAUCAUGCGGAUGUCAGAUGGACUUUUUCUGCAAAAAUGCAGGGAAGUUGCAGAGAACUGUAAAGAUAUUAAGUUUAAUGAGAUGUACCUUGAUACCGUAUGUUUAAAUAUGGUACAAGACCCAUCCCAAUUUGAUGUUCUCGUCAUGCCAAAUUUAUAUGGAGACAUCCUUAGUGAUCUGUGUGCAGGUCUGAUCGGAGGUCUUGGUGUGACUCCAAGUGGAAAUAUUGGAGCCAACGGUGUUGCCAUCUUUGAGUCGGUUCAUGGAACAGCCCCAGACAUUGCUGGCAAGGACAUGGCCAAUCCCACCGCCCUCCUGCUCAGUGCUGUGAUGAUGCUGCGUCACAUGGGACUUUUUGACCAUGCAGCCAAAAUCGAGUCUGCAUGUUUUGCUACAAUUAAGGAUGGAAAGAGCUUAACAAAAGAUCUGGGAGGCAAUGCAAAGUGCUCUGACUUUACAGAAGAAAUCUGCCGCCGAGUAAAGGACAUGGAUUAGAACUUCUGCAGGUGUAUUUGCUGCUGUCAGUCACUCCAGGAUACCCUGCAAUCCUCCUUGAGAGUGCCCGCCAUUGGUUUGCUUGCUUCUUGACAGUACAUUUUAAAAUCUGGCCUUUUCUUAACAAAACCCUUGCAACAUAUGUACAUGAUGGCCCUAGGUCAUCAUUCAGAGGGUUUUCCCAAGUGCUUGUUGUAUUUAUUGACUAUCUGGUAAACCACCUUUUGUAAACUGUAAGUGAAGUGUUUCAUUUACCAUUGUUACCCAUUUUACACUUCAGGCAAAAUAGUUUUUCCUCAACUGUAAAUAUUAUACAGAAUUAAUAAGAGAAAAUAUUUAACUUUUUAACACAAGCCCUGUUUUUUCCUUUGGUUUAUGAAAAACAUACUGAGGCUAAAACAGGGUUUUAACAAUCGCACAAGAUAACAUUACUCUAAGGCUAAAUGGGCACAAAAGAAAUUUCUUGGGAAAGUUCACAGCAAAAAGUGGUAUAUUUCUUAGCAAUAUGGAAAAUAAAGAUAUUUGUCCUGUACGUGAAUUACUAUUAAUAAAAAUGUAAGCUCUAAGAAAUAUAUAAUGAAUGAUGUAAUUUUGUUAAUAACGUAUAGGUAUAUUUGAGUCAAAGCCCCAGAUGCCCUGUGUAUGCAAUUAUUUUGUUACCUGGAAACUUACUAUUUUGGGGGGGAGAACUCUUAAUUGAGGGCAGUCAUUCCUUCCUCUUCAUUAGACAUGCUGUGAGUGAGCAUCAUGAGCUGUCUGAACUCCUGGACUGACCUCUCAGCUGGGCAGCCACUGUAGAUCCACCCCCCAGCGAGACCCUAGAAAGGGCCACACUCCAGUCGCUGCUGCAGCUGAUACUGGAAAAGGCCUGGCCACCUGGCUUGGCUGUAGUCAAGAAUCCGGGGAUGCUGGCUAUUGAUUUAUAUGCCCCUUCACUUCCCCCUAGAGCACCCACAAAAGACCCCACUCUAGAAGGCGAAACUGACUUAGCCCAAACUGAGGCCAAUGUUACCUGCUCUGACCGUCAGUUUCCUGUCCCCAUGACUCCCCAUAGCCUCUGCCCUGCAGCAUGAAGCUACCUACCCUCUGGCCCACAGCAAAGUCAAGCUGUCUUCCCUCAGCCCUUGUGCUAGUUUGCAAACCCAUGGCUUUGCAUAAUGUACCUGGGUCACAAGGGGAUUUCCUAACAACAGAUAUCCCCAUCUGGGUCAUUUUUAAAGCUUUUAUUCAGAUUUAUCAUCUGUAUUUUACUUUCAACUACUGCUUCCUCUGUCUUACUGGAUUGUAGUUGCCAGUGGCUUUGGGUUCAUAGUAAUAAAGAAUUUAAAAACU